AUGGACUCCCGACAACGUACACAGUCGCCGAUCGUGACAGGCACGUCGGUGAUUGCGCUUAAGUACAAGGGCGGUGUAAUGAUGGCGGCUGACACGCUGGGAUCGUAUGGAUCAUUGGCACGCUUCACAGAUCAGCGCCGCCUUACAGCCGUGCACAACACGACGCUGCUGGGUGCUGGUGGUGACUUCAGCGACUUUCAGUUUAUCAAGGACAAGAUGGACGAGCUAGAGGUGUAUGAUUUUAAUCAAGAUGACGGCUGUGAUAUGACGGCACCCGAGAUCUUCCACUACCUCCAGCGUCUGCUCUACCAUCGUCGCAACAAGUUUGAUCCGCUCUGGAACACGGUUGUGGUAGCUGGUAUCAACCCGGAGACGAACCAACCCUUCUUGGGACAAGUCACUAUGAUUGGUCUAGCCUUUGAAGGUGACUAUAUCGCUACGGGCUUUGGUCAUCACUUUGGAAUGCCGCUGAUGCGUAAACACUGGCGGCCGGACAUGGACGAGGCCGAGGCACGCACGCUGUUGGAGGAUUGCAUGCGUGUGUGCUUCUACCGUGACUGCCGAACGAUCAACCGGGUGCAGUUCGCUAAGGUUGCGGCCGAUGGUGUCACGAUCCCGGAGCCCAUCAAGAUGGACACCAAGUGGGAUCACUCGUUGUUCGUCAAGACCAAGUCGGAGUUCGGCGCUUCGUGGUAA
Peronospora farinosa is the source of this 696-nucleotide messenger RNA. The record is from the annotation of a GenBank genome assembly. Lineage: Eukaryota; Oomycota; Peronosporomycetes; Peronosporales; Peronosporaceae.